This is a messenger RNA of Rhododendron vialii, 1648 nucleotides long. Its product is annotated as RNA-binding protein L. The coding region runs from base 88 to 1071 and encodes 327 amino acids. The record is from RefSeq and is a predicted model, not a curated record. Gene Ontology annotation, molecular function: mRNA binding. The transcript is spliced from 9 exons. NCBI's taxonomy places the organism in Eukaryota, Viridiplantae, Streptophyta, Magnoliopsida, Ericales, Ericaceae.
UAAGGUCCAGUUUCAUUAGGGCAAUUGAAAUUUGUUUAGGGCACGAUAUAGCAGCGAUUGAAUAGGGUGAAUCAUUCCAAUCGAUCCAUGGACGACAUGGCAGCGUACUACCCUACUCCUCCACCAUCCGCCCUCCACCCCACCCCUCACCACCCAUACUACCCUCCUCCCCCACCCCACGGCGCCCAACCACCCCCUCUCGCACCACUGCCUCACCAAUUCCACCCUCACCACCACCACCACCACCAACCCCCGUUCGCCUCCUACGCGCCCCCUCACUACCCGCAGUCCUCGCACGACCAGGUCCGGACCCUCUUCGUCGCCGGCCUACCCGAAGACGUCAAGCCCCGCGAGAUAUACAACCUCUUUCACGAGUUCCCCGGGUACGAGUCUUCUCACCUCCGAAGCCCUACCUCUUCUUCCCAGCCAUUUGCUUUUGCUGUAUUUAUGGAUCAACAGUCAGCUGUCGCGGCAAUUCAGGCACUAAAUGGAAUGGUUUUUGACCUUGAGAAGGGGUCCACCUUGUAUGUUGAUCUAGCAAAAUCUAACUCACGAUCCAAGCGCUCAAGAAUUGAUGAUGGAAAAACUGGAUCAGAGAAGAGAACUAAAGGAUCUGCUUCAUUUUCAGGGGGCAUUCCUGAUACUGGUGUUGGCAGCGGUCACAUGCCUGGAAUUGGUAAUUCUGCUUACAACACAAUUGGUUAUCCAUCCACACAAAGUUACACAAACUAUGACGGUAGAGCUUCGUAUGAGACAACCAUGACAAAGAACUCUUCAGCUACCGCAUGCCCUACAAUAUUUGUGGCUAAUUUGGGACCAACUUGUACAGAGGAGGAGCUAGUUCAAGUAUUUUCAAGUUUCCCUGGAUUUCUGAAAUUGAAGAUGCAGAGCACCUAUGGAGCUCCGGUUGCAUUUGUUGACUUUCAGGAUACUGCCUCUUCAACUGAAGCACUGAAUCAUCUGCAAGGCACCAAGUUGUACUCAUCACCACCUGGUGAGGGCAUGCGGUUGGAGUAUCCUUCAAAAGCUAUUGUAGUCUGUUUGGUUUUGUUUUUGUUUUGUUUUCCGUAGUCAUUUUUUUCGUGUUUUUGGGAGUUUGAGAAUAAUCAUCAUUCCCCCCUCCUUUUGUCCUAGAGAAAACAUUUAUUUGAAAAAUCAAAAGACUUCUUUAGGAUUGGGUUGCUUUGAAAAAAUAAAAAUAAAAAAUCCUUUUAGCAGUUCUGCUAGGCAAGUUUUCUUUGCUUUUUGGAAAAUGAUGCAAAAGAAAAAGCAGAAAGCACACAAAUUUGUCAUACAAUUUUUUUCUCCAUGGCUCUCUUUUGUCAUCCAAAUUUUUGCUUAAUGAGAAAUUCAGGUAUGCGAAAUCACGGAUGGGAAUGCGCAGUAAGAAGUCAAGGUGAAUGCAAGUUUAUCAAAGGAAAUGUGGUCGAUCUUCCUCUUCCAUUAUCACUCAAGUGGAUGCGCAUUAUAUGUAGUUUUGGACCUCAGAUUUGAUUACCGAAUGCUUGUUUGAUUAACUGUUAUACUUUUUUUUGGUCCUUCGGAAUAAUAACUGUUAUAUGAUUAUGAUCCUAUCCCUGAAUCACACAGCUCUUGAUGACAGUGAACAUGUCGAACAUAGUUCUCAAUGGAGGGAUAAGUUCCAAAA